Penicillium cataractarum is the source of this 1011-nucleotide messenger RNA. RefSeq names its product Bax Inhibitor family protein. The record is from RefSeq and is a predicted model, not a curated record. The transcript has 2 exons. Bases 1 to 1011 code for a protein of 336 amino acids. Gene Ontology annotation, cellular component: mitochondrial inner membrane. NCBI's taxonomy places the organism in Eukaryota, Fungi, Ascomycota, Eurotiomycetes, Eurotiales, Aspergillaceae.
AUGGCUUUCUUCCUUCGGCGCCCGUUCGCCGUAUCAUCGGCCCUCACUCAAGCUCCAAAGCUUUCGAAUACUGCCCGCUUCAUCCACAACUCUCCAUUCAAGCCUUCUCAGGCUGCUAAGCCGUUCGGUGCCCAGCCCUCGUUCUUCACCAAGUCUCACCAGACCUUCCACAAUGCCUUCCGCCGCAGCUAUAUGCAGCAGACCUACAACACACAGGGUGGCAACUUCACCCAGAAGCUGCUAUACGGCGGUGCCAUCGUCGGUGGUACCAUUUUGGCCACCAACUUCAUCUUCAACCGUGAGACCCGUGAGGAUGGCGGCAUGCCCGCUUACGAGCGGAGCUUCCUGAACGAGACUUUCAUGCACACUGGACUUGGUAUUGGUAUUAUCGCUAUUGCUGCCCGCGCUCUGCACACCAGCGGCUGGUCUUACCGUCUUAUGGCCAUGAACCCGUGGUUGGUUAUGGGUGUUGGUCUCGUUGGCAGCAUUGGCUCGAUGUACGCCACCUUUGCUACUUCCCCGGAUAACUACGUCUUGAAGUAUGGCUGCUGGACUUUGUUCAACCUGACCCAGGCUGCGCUCCUCUCCCCCUUGAUGUUCAUGCACCCUGCUAUUCUCGCUCGCGCUGGUCUCUACACUGUCGGUAUGAUGGGCUCCAUUGCCUUCGUUGGUGCUACCGCCAAGCAAGAGAAGUACCUUUACCUCGGUGGUCCCCUCCUUGCUGGUGUUGCCAUUGUCGCUCUCUCUGGUCUUGCCCCUAUGGUUCUUCCCGCCACUGCUGCCCGCACCCUGAUGUGGUCUGAGCGCAUCUGGCUGUAUGGUGGCCUGGCUGUCUUUGGUGGCUUCACCCUAUACGAUGUGCAGAAGAUCCUGCACCACGCCCGCCUUGCUGAGCGUGGUUACAUGAAGCGUGACGUUGUCAACGAGAGUGUCAGUCUCGAACUUGACUUCAUCAACAUCUUCAUCCGCAUGGUCCAGAUCCUCGGCAUGCGGAGCAACAACCGGAAGUAA